Messenger RNA from Brettanomyces bruxellensis, 537 nucleotides. It is a transcript of the gene MRPL23, whose product is annotated as 54S ribosomal protein L23, mitochondrial. Gene Ontology annotation, biological process: negative regulation of translation; translation. The record is from RefSeq and is a predicted model, not a curated record. Gene Ontology annotation, molecular function: structural constituent of ribosome; mRNA binding. NCBI's taxonomy places the organism in Eukaryota, Fungi, Ascomycota, Pichiomycetes, Pichiales, Pichiaceae. The transcript has a single exon. The coding region runs from base 1 to 537 and encodes 178 amino acids. Gene Ontology annotation, cellular component: ribosome; mitochondrial large ribosomal subunit.
AUGUCAAACAAGAUUGGCCAGGCAGGCCUGGGAUUUGCUAGAGUGUGGCAUCACAUUGAUUUAGCAGAGGAUAAAAGAACUUUAGGAAGAUUAGCCUCUCAGAUAGCCAUCACACUUAUAGGAAAGCAAAAACCAGUUGGACAUCCAACGCAAGAUAUUGGCGAUUAUGUGGUUGUAUCUAAUUGUCGUUAUUUAAAAGUUACCGGUCACAAAUUGACAGAUAAGACAUACUGGCACCAUACUACAAGACCUGGUACAGGUAAAAUGAUUCCUAUGGAGAAGGUUGUGCAAGAUUUUGGAUAUGGUGAAAUCAUCAGACGUGCAGUCAGUAGAAUGCUUCCAAAAGAUUCUCAUAGAAGGAGGAGACUACAUAGAUUAAAACUCUAUGACGGAUCACAGACUCCUUACGAUCAAAACAUUAUUGCUUGGGCGGAUCAAAGGCCAAUAGUGGAAAAGCGGUUGAAGGACUUGGAAAAAAGACAGCAAGUCAUGAACGCAUAUGAAAAGAAGAAAAAGAUGCUCGAUGAAUCUCAGUAA